GCAGAGAAGCGGGCAGCGAGCGGAGGAGCGCGCACCGGACCAGUUCGUUAACUUGUCCUUUCCCUGCCUCAUUCUCGUGCAGGUUCAGCAGCGGCAGCGACAAACCGGACUACCGGCUUAACACGGAGACUCCUCCAGCACUCCAGACAGCUUCAGACUGGUCGUCAUCGAGUCUUUGACUCUGGAGACUGCGGAUUUUAUCCCCGAUCUUUUCCAGUGGAUACCGAGAGUGCGCACCGCCUCCCCGAGAUAAACUAAGUCCACUGACAAUAAGUGCGCUGCUAUUUGCUUUCUAGCUGGAGGGGGGAGAAAAAAAAAAAUCCCUGUCCGUGAGUCAGUCCAGCUGUUUCCUCUGCCCUCCCUCCAGUUUAACUGCACCGGUCAGACUUGGAAAGAGCAACAGCCUCCGCCAGCGCAUCAGUGAGGCAGAAAAGCCCUACAACAAGCUGCAGCCAUGGAUGAGAUGGACCUGCCCCAGAUGAAGAAGGAGGUGGAGAGCCUCAAGUACCAGCUGGCCUUCAAAAGAGAGAAGUCCUCCAAAACAGUGACUGAUUUGGUAAAGUGGAUAGAGGAUGGUGUCCCAGAGGAUCCCUUCCUGAACCCGGAGCUGAUGAAGAACAACCCGUGGGUGGAGAAAGGAAAAUGCAUCCUUCUUUAGAUUUAACCAUUUGAUGACCCUUCAACUUCAGCACACACCCUACAGAUGACCCC
This is a messenger RNA of Archocentrus centrarchus (flier cichlid), 711 nucleotides long. It is a transcript of the gene gng13b, whose product is annotated as guanine nucleotide binding protein (G protein), gamma 13b. The transcript has 3 exons. Lineage: Eukaryota; Metazoa; Chordata; Actinopteri; Cichliformes; Cichlidae. The record is from RefSeq and is a predicted model, not a curated record. Gene Ontology annotation, cellular component: heterotrimeric G-protein complex. Bases 455 to 658 code for a protein of 67 amino acids. Gene Ontology annotation, biological process: sensory perception of taste; phospholipase C-activating G protein-coupled receptor signaling pathway. Gene Ontology annotation, molecular function: G-protein beta-subunit binding.